CACAGGUCUGGCGCAGGCUGCCGCCCCUGUGAAAACGCCCGUCGCGUGAGGUUCAGGCCAUGUACUCCUACUGGGGCAGCCCGCUGUCUGGGGAGGGCGUCUGGCCACCGCUGCAGCCGAGCACCUACACCUACCUGCCCGCCCCGCCGCUGCUGCCCCCCAUCCAGGCGCACAACUUCUGCAGCCGGCCCCGGAGCCUGGGCGCGGGCGAGUGGGCGGCCCCGCGGGAAUACCACUUCUUCUACGGCACCACCGCGCCGCCCUGGUGGGUUGUCCCUGCCGCCUACUCCACGGCCCUGCCCCCGCCGCUGCCACCCGCAGCCGGCGUCCUGGGGCCGUCACUGCAGGCGCCCGCCGCGGCCGGGCCAGCGGCGGCGGCUGAGCCCUGGGAGCCGUGGCCCGAGGGGGGUAGCCUCCAGGCCGAGCUGCGCUGGGGACGCGUGGAGCGCGUGCUGGGCCCGCGCCUCCAGCUGCCCCACUUCGUGCGCCGGGAGCUGCGGCGCGUGUACGGCACGUACCCACGCACCGACGUGCGCGUCACCUACCGCCGCGGCGAGUUCCUGCUGCAGGCGGCCCCGCGCGUCCCGGAGCCCGAGUACCACGUGGGGAGGCGUGUGGUGCGACGGCCGGCCAGCGGUGACAGCGGCGACAGCGGCCUGGCCGGGGAAGCCCAGGAGCUCGGCCGCUCCAAGAGGAAGAAAGGCCUGAGCUGAGCGCGGCCCCGGAGCCGGCGAGCGCGAGGGAGGCCUCACCUGUGCGCAGGAGCCGAGCCGGCUGCAUCCCCUCCUCACGUGCCUUUUCUUUUUUUCCCUUUUCCCUUUUCCCCCUGCCUGCUCGCCAGCGCCAGCCUGCACUCCGUUGAUCUAUCGCGCGCUUCCUCCCGGAUGGUGGAGGAUGCUUUGUUCCUUUUUCCCUCUAGAUGGGUUUAGGAAGCGAGGGAAUGAAGUGACAGGAGGGCCUGGGCCCUUUAUGCCCCACGUCCUCCUUCUUCCCCCAAGAAGCCUGCCCCACCGUGUGGUCCAACUUUCCUUGCCUUCUACCAAGCUAGUGGAGCAACUGUAUAUCCAGUUUGUUAAUAAAAGUAAAGAAGUGGGGCUGGCGCUGUGGCGCAGCGGGUUAACGCCCUGGCCUGAAGCGGCAGCAUCCCAUUUGGCCGCCGGUUCGAGACCCGGCUGCUCCUCUUCCGAUCCAGCUCUCUGACAUGGCUUGGGAAAGCAGUGGAAGAUGGCUCAAGUCCUUGGGCCCCUGCACCCAAGUGGGAGACCUGGAAGAAGCACCUGGCUCCUGACUUUAGAUGGGCGCAGCUCUGGCCGUUGCGGCCAAUUGGGGAGUGAACCAGCGGAUGGAAGACCUCUCUGCCUCUCCUCUCUCUGUGUAAACUCUGACUUUCGAGUAAAUAAAUAAAUAUAAAAAAAAAAAAAAGUAAAGAACUGAAUGAAGUAAAAUGUUGGCUAGAAGAUGAGCUUUCUGUUUAACAGUGGGUGCCUGGCUCCCUAUCUGGGUAACAGGAC
Molecule: messenger RNA, 1511 nt
Organism: Oryctolagus cuniculus (rabbit)
Lineage: Eukaryota; Metazoa; Chordata; Mammalia; Lagomorpha; Leporidae
Gene: C15H10orf95
Product: chromosome 15 C10orf95 homolog
Source: RefSeq, a predicted model, not a curated record